Messenger RNA from Juglans regia (Persian walnut), 1731 nucleotides. RefSeq lists its product as uncharacterized. Bases 1 to 1731 code for a protein of 576 amino acids. The transcript has a single exon. The record is from RefSeq and is a predicted model, not a curated record. NCBI's taxonomy places the organism in Eukaryota, Viridiplantae, Streptophyta, Magnoliopsida, Fagales, Juglandaceae.
AUGGACAAAAGUAGGAUGAAAAAACCUCGACAUACAAAAGAGUAUGUUGAUGGUGUCAAUGAGUUUUUGAAGUUUGCAUGUGAGAAUUGUCCUACAGAUUCAUCGAUUUGUUGCCCAUGUAGAAAAUGUGGAUUGCGUAUGAUGUUCAUGCCCAGCAUGGUAUUUGAUCAUUUGAUUAGCUAUGGAAUUUCUCAAGGUUACACCAUUUGGCAUGCUCAUGGGGAGAGAAAAGGGGAGGCAUCUUACCAUGCUAUUGGUGCCCAAAACAAUAAUGAGCAAAUAAAUGAAGGCUCCAGUGGGAUGACAACUAUGUUACAUGACGUUUUUCCAAUGUUUGAUCCUGAAAUAGUCGAAGGUACUGGGCCUGAAAUACGUGUGGAAGUUGGAGAAGCUGGAGUGCAAUAUGAAAAUCGACAAGAUUCAAAUGAGAGAGUUAAUAAAUUUUACAAUAUGUUAAAAGAUGCUGAUGAGCCAUUAUAUGAAGGGUGCACAAAACAUACUAAGUUUAGUGCUAUCGUACGUCUAUGGAAUAUAAAGUGUUUGGGUGGAUUGAGUAAUAGCAUAUUUACAGAAUUGCUUGAAUUUGUGAAUGAGUUGCUCCCACCAGGAGCAUCAUUGCCUAAAAAUACAUACGAGGCGAAGAAGUACAUGAAUGAGUUAGGGCUUGGAUACGAGAAGAUCUUAGUAUGUCCCAAUGGUUGUAUGUUAUUUUGGAAGGACAAUGAGAAUCUGGAAACAUGCGUGGUAUGUGGAGCAUCAAAGUGGAAGCAAAAAGAGUCUAUGGAUGAAAGCUCUAAAAAAGGUAAAAGAAGUCCAGCAAAAAUAUUACGGUGGUUUCCGUUAAAACCAAGGUUGCAAAGGCUUUUUAUGUCAUCGAAGACUUCUUCACAAAUGAAAUGGCAUGCUAUAGGCCGCACAAAUGAUGGGGUACUAAGGCAUCCAGCAGAUGGUUUGGCUUGGAAGACGUUUGAUUCACAACAUGAUGAGUUUGCCUCUGACCCCCGCAAUGUUAGGCUUGGUUUAUCUGCAGAUGGCUUUAAUUCUUUUGGUAACAUGAGCAUUUCCUAUAGUACCUGGCCGGUUAUGUUGGUACCUUACAAUUUACCUCCUUGGAUGUGCAUGAAACGAUCAACUUUCAUGCUAUCUUUGAUUAUACCGGGACCAUCAUCACCUUCAAUGAAUAUAGAUGUAUAUUUAGAGCCUCUAAUAUCAGAAUUAAAGGAAUUAUGGGAGAUUGGAGCACCAACCUAUGAUGUUUGCUCUAGAGAGAUAUUUACAAUGCGUGCGGCUUUAAUGUGGACGAUAAAUGAUUUUCCUGCAUAUGGUGAUUUGUCUGGAUGGAGUACGAAAGGUCGUUUAGCAUGUCCUUGUUGUAUGGGUAAUACACGAUCUAGAUGGCUGAAACAUGGAAAAAAAUUUUCCUAUAUGGGGCAUAGACGAUUCUUGCCAAUAAAUCAUAAGUGGAGAAUGAUGGCAAGAACAUUUGAUGGUACACGAGAAAUUGAUCCUCCACCUACUAUGCCAACACCUGAUGAAAUUUUGGAACAAUUGGAUGAUGAAAGAUGCAAUGAUAGAACAAAUCGUAAAAGAAAUAGAGUUGUGGGGUCCACUACUGUUAAGGAACACUCAUGGAAGAAACGUAGUAUUUUCUUUAGUUUGCCUUACUGGAAGGAUAAUUUAUUGCGUCAUAAUCUUGAUGUGAUGCACAUUGAAAAAAAUUGUGGUGGAUAA